GGAAGAUGGGAAGAUCAAGUACGCCGCACAGUCACCUGAUGAAGCCGCUCUGGUUGACGCAGCAAAGAACUUCCGCUAUGUGUUCACCGGACGUAACCAGAAUAUGGUCGACAUCUGCUGUCAUGGAGAGAAAAUCACGUAUGAAGUACUUAAUAUACUUGAGUUCAACUCGGACAGGAAGCGGAUGUCGGUCAUCGUCAAAGGGCCCGAUGGCAGGAUAAAACUGUUGUGCAAAGGCGCUGAUAAUGUGAUGUUGGGGGGGCGAGUGAAAGUCGAUGACGAACGCAAAUUCAACGCCACGAACGCUCACUUGGAAGAAUUCAGCACAGAGGGACUGCGUACGCUUGUGUUGGCCGACAAGGACAUCCCCCAACACGUUUACGACGAGUGGAGCGCAAAGUACAAGGCCGCGGCCCUGUCUCUUGAGAACAGGGCGGAGGAGGUGGACGCCGUGGCGGAGCUGAUUGAACAGGAUCUGAAUCUCAUCGGAGCAUCAGCCAUUGAAGACAAACUGCAGGAGGGUGUGCCGCAGACCAUCGCCAGUUUGCGCAAGGCGAAUAUACGCGUGUGGGUGCUUACCGGUGACAAGCAAGAGACAGCCAUCAACAUUGGGUUCGCCUGUCAGUUGCUUACCAACCAAAUGGAAUUGUUUGUCAUCAAUGAGCGAGGCUUUGAGGAAGUAGGGGAAAAGCUGAGGGCGUUAAAAGAGCAGAUCGAUAGCGAUCAGUUUACGCAGAGAGAGCUAGGGCUGGUAAUAGACGGCGGUGCUCUAGGGUAUGCACUCGACGACACACUGAAGUUGGAACUACUGGCCAUCGCCGAACAGUGUGCGUCUGUGGUGUGUUGCAGAGUAUCACCGAUCCAGAAGGCACUGGUGGUGAAGCUGGUCAAGGAGAACCGAGGGG
Messenger RNA from Sphaeroforma arctica JP610, 905 nucleotides. RefSeq lists its product as hypothetical. The record is from RefSeq and is a predicted model, not a curated record. Lineage: Eukaryota; Ichthyosporea; Ichthyophonida. Gene Ontology annotation, molecular function: nucleotide binding; ATPase-coupled intramembrane lipid carrier activity. The transcript is spliced from 6 exons. Gene Ontology annotation, biological process: phospholipid translocation. Gene Ontology annotation, cellular component: plasma membrane. The annotation marks the transcript as partial.